AUGGCGGCCGCUGGGGGAAUAUUAACGGGGAGUAGUUUGGAGGAGUUACCUUCAAGGCAAAUGUAUGAGAAAUUGAAAGGGCAAGAUAACGGUGAUUGUAGUGAAGAAUGGAGUGAAGCAAGAAAAGUGAAGGUGUCACUUGGAUCGGGUACUAUACCGGAAGCAGCACAUAGUGGAAUUAUGAGUACACUAUGUUAUAUAAAGGGAUUAAAUGGGAGCAUCAGCGAUAAUAGGGUUCCGGAGGAGUAUAAAUUUUUCUAUUAUCACGUGGGUGACAUAUUGUUGAAAACAAGUGAAGAUGAUAAAUUCGAGGAUUCUAUGAUUGCAAUGUAUAGUAUUAUAGCGCAAUAUGCGAAGGAAUUGGAGAACUACCUUAAGUACACUCAUAAGAGUAAAGAUGAAUUCCGAGUGGCCAAAAUAUUGUUCGAUUAUAAGAAGGACGAGAAUAAAAUAAGUGAACAGCUACGGGGACAACUGAAUGGGAGAAACAAAAAAUGUAAUGAUAAAUAUUACGCACACUUACAAGCAAUAAAUGAAGCUUACAGUAAAUCGUGCGAUAAAUGUAAAAACAGCGAACAGGGAAAGUGGACUGAUUGGUGCCCUGAAUUUAAGAAGCUCUUCACGGAUUAUGAAACUGUGAGUAAUUUAAACUUAAAUUGUAAGAAGCUGGGAGAUGUUGAGGAAGGUGAUACCUUAGAGGAUGAACAUUUAAACGUAGUAAAGGCAAGAUUAAAGCUGUAUGAAGAAUUCGAUACGGGUUCCGAUGAUUGCGGUAAUGGAAGUAUUCUACAAACUAUAAAGGACACCAUAAGCAAACAUACUGAUGUUGACCACGGUGCAGAGGCCGUUGUAGGAUCUUGGUGCUCUGCAUAUAAUAAGAGAACAGAAUGGGAUACUUUACCCAAUGAUGAGUACUGCCAUUUCCUAUAUUACUCGAUAGGGCAUACAUUAUUGGAAAAAAAUAAACAUAUUCGUGAUGUGGUGGAUAUUAUGAAGGAACUCUUCCCACACUUGAAGGGGUGGAAGUCUAUCACUGGAUGCGGGAAUUUCGACACCUCCUUGGACGAGACAGAAUUCAACCGCCGAAAAGGCAUAUUUGAAAAAUUCCAACAGUUGAAAAUUAUGAAGGAACAAUUAAGAAAAAGUAAAGGGGUCCCUUCCCUUUCCUCCUCUGCUCUUCAAGGAGCAAAAUGUACGAAGUCUUAUGACGACCAUCUGAAGGAUGUAAUUACAUUCCUUAAAAAUGAACACACUAAGUGUACUACAGGGGAUGAGCGUACUCAACCAUACUGCAAGAAUUUCCUCCAAAUGUGUCCACAGUGCAAUCCUUCUCAACUCUCCAUAUUAACGUGCGAAGUGGACCCCAAAACCCAAACCUCAACGAAUGACCAAUCUCAAAACCAGCAGCAGGGUACCUACACCGGAACGGACAACACUUCUACGAAUAUUGCGGCAGGGGUUCCUGGCGCCCUAGGUGCAAUCGGAUUACCAGCAAUUGGUUUCCUUUUAUACAAAGUAAUUACAUAUACAUACAUAUAUAUACAUAUAUACAUAUACAUAUAUACAUAUGCAUAUAUACAUAUACGUACGUAUAUAUGA
Molecule: messenger RNA, 1599 nt
Organism: Plasmodium knowlesi strain H
Lineage: Eukaryota; Apicomplexa; Aconoidasida; Haemosporida; Plasmodiidae
Product: KIR protein
Exons: 3
Coding region: 1-1599 (532 amino acids)
Source: RefSeq, a predicted model, not a curated record